Messenger RNA from Elgaria multicarinata webbii, 1895 nucleotides. RefSeq names its product phosphatidylinositol glycan anchor biosynthesis class B (gene PIGB). The transcript is spliced from 12 exons. Gene Ontology annotation, cellular component: endoplasmic reticulum membrane. NCBI's taxonomy places the organism in Eukaryota, Metazoa, Chordata, Lepidosauria, Squamata, Anguidae. Bases 27 to 1607 code for a protein of 526 amino acids. Gene Ontology annotation, molecular function: alpha-1,2-mannosyltransferase activity. Gene Ontology annotation, biological process: GPI anchor biosynthetic process. The record is from RefSeq and is a predicted model, not a curated record.
GGAAGUCGUGCGCCGUCGGUGUUGCCAUGGAGCCCGGGCGGAGGAGCCCCCCGGUCCGGCUGCGGAAGCGGAAGUCGGUGUUGUACCGGCCCGGGGAGCCCGCGGGGGGGCCCGGGGGGCGGGCCAAAGCUAUUUUAGGAGAAAACGUCUACCUGUGCUUGUUUUCUAUCACGCUGAGGCUGUUAAACUGCUUCUUGGUCCAAACAAGUUUUGUCCCAGAUGAAUACUGGCAGUCCCUUGAAGUUGCACAUCACAUGGUCUUCAAUUAUGGCUAUUUGACCUGGGAGUGGACGGAAGGUUUGCGGAGUCAUCUCUACCCUCUGCUGUUUGCCAGCAUCUACAAAGUGCUGCAUCUAUUUACAAAGGAUGACGUUCAGCUGCUGAUCUGGCUUCCUCGAAUCGCACAAGCCCUUCUGGCAGCGCUUGCAGAUGUGAAGUUAUACUCCUUAGUGAAGCGACUGGAUGACGCUGAGACGGCCAAAUGGGUGUACUUCUGCCAGUUGUGUUCUUGGUUCACAUGGUACUGCUGUACCAGAACUCUAACCAACACCAUGGAAACUGUUAUCACCACCUUUGCUCUUUACUACUACCCCAUGGGAGGCACGAAGAUGGGGAGCAGCCUUCCCUACUUGAGCCUGGCAGCUCUUGCCUUGAUGAUCCGCCCGACAGCUGCCCUUCUGUGGACUCCGUUGCUGCUCAGGCACUUUUGGAAAGAGCCCAAGAAGCGGCAGCUUGUCCUGUACAGGUGCAUCCCAGUGGGAUUGAUCGUUUUGGGAGGCGCUUUAGUCAUUGACCGCAUCUUCUUCGGCAAGUGGGUUGUGGUACAGCUGAACUUCCUGAAGUUCAACGUGCUGCAGAACCUGGCCACCUUCUACGGAUCCCACCCUUGGCACUGGUAUUUCACGCAGGGCUUGCCAGUCGCCCUCGGCCCUCAUCUCCCCUUCUUUAUUCAUGGCUGCUUCCAAGCACCAAAGAGGCAUCGCGUAUUCCUGGUUGUGGUGCUUUGGACGGCGGCAAUUUACAGCACACUGAGCCACAAAGAAUUCAGGUUUAUCUAUCCGGUGUUACCCAUGUGUAUGAUAUUUUGCGGGCAUUCGCUUAAACAGCUGAAAAGGUGGAGGAAGGCAGCCGUCUCCUUCCUGCUGAUCUCCAACUCACUGCCCGCUCUCUACACUGGUUUGGUCCAUCAGCGUGGAGCUCUUGACGUCAUGGGCCACCUGCAAGAACUCUGCAGCGCUCCUGACCCAGAACAGGUGUCCGUCUUUAUGCUGAUGCCGUGCCAUUCAACUCCUUAUUACAGCCACGUUCACUGCCCGUUGCAACUGAGGUUCCUUCAGUGCCCUCCAGAUUUGACAGGAAGGAAGGAUUAUCUCGAUGAAGCUGACUUGUUCUACGCCAGCCCUCUCAAGUGGCUCAGAGAAGAGUUUUCUAACGCAACGCUGCUACCCUCACACUUGGUCUUAUUCAGCGUGCUUGAGCAGGAUAUCUCAUCAUUUCUAGCUUCAAACCGUUAUGAAAAAGCUGCCACGUUCUUUCAUACCCAUCUGCCUCAAGGACGAAUUGGAAGCGACAUUUUGGUCUACAAAAGGAAUCAAAGGCAUUUUUGAAGAUGGAGUCAGGUAACCGUGCAAGUUGGAGAUGUGUAAAGAUCACGUGCAGCUGAUGAGGCACAACUAAGGGGUAGAGCCUAAAUCCUAUCCCUUUUCGGGCAGAAGCAAGUCUGGCUGAAUUUAGUGGCAGCCUCAAACACUUUCCAUUUGCUGUAGGGACACGCACCCAUCACGAGCAGAACAUGGUCAGCAUUGUGAAGGCCGCCUUCUGUGCAAAGACAUCAACCUUACUCAGAGUAUGUACAGCUGUGCAAACCUUUUAUAAAUAAAAUAUUUGUUUUCCAA